Syngnathoides biaculeatus (alligator pipefish) is the source of this 1956-nucleotide messenger RNA. RefSeq names its product growth hormone regulated TBC protein 1a (gene grtp1a). The transcript has 9 exons. The record is from RefSeq and is a predicted model, not a curated record. Bases 553 to 1599 code for a protein of 348 amino acids. Lineage: Eukaryota; Metazoa; Chordata; Actinopteri; Syngnathiformes; Syngnathidae.
ACAAAAUCAAAACAGAUAGUUAGGUGUAAUGCUUUCAAAUGUUGUCGUUUUUGGUUUUAAAGCCACAAACAGCGAGAACAUCAUCACGCGAAAAGAGGCAAUUCGUGCCGUACUAUUUAAUGUUAGCAAUUUAGCACCGAAAGGAAAAGAAGUAGCGCUUAAGAUGUUGAAGUGACAGCUUGGGUCAACGUUGGAAGACAGUUUUGAAUGUAACCUGAUUUCCUUGAAGGCACCAUGAAAUCAAAUUGAAGUGCGAGUGACAGAAGAAACCUUCUCCCGUCGUAUGUUAAUGCAGCUCUUGGGCUGGUCGUCGGACAGGCACAAUGGCGGACUGGGAAUCUGCUCGACAGGCAUAGAGCCAUUUACGAAAGCAGGAAUGAAUGAAACGCCCUUUCCCGAUGUUUUCCACUGUCAACAGUAGUGUGUAGCGAGACCCCCGUUCGUGGUGCGAAGGAAAUACCUGAAAGUGAACUUGAAGCGUUGGCUCGAACGAACUCUGGGAGUAUCUCAUUGGGGAAAGACGCAGAAUCAACAAGGACACGCCGAGAGGGAAUGGAGAACAACAAGACGACCAGCUCGUCCAGCUACACAGCCAAAGACAGAGUGAACAGGGUGGAUCCAUAUGGCUUUGAGCAUCCAGAAGGCUUUGACUAUGAGUCGUAUGAAGAGCUGAUGUCUGAGUAUCUUGUUGUGCUCACUCAGAGGUCCAUCAAGUGGUCCAAACUACUGAAAACCAAACGCAAGGUGCAGAGGAAUGUAAAAUUAAAGCGUUAUAUACGUAAGGGGGUACCCAAUGAGCAUCGGGCUAUGAUCUGGAUGGUGGCUAGUGGAGCUCGAGAGCAGUUUGAGAAGAACCCAGGCUACUAUCAGGCCCUACUUGAAGCCCAGCAUGACCCCAAUUUGGUGGAGCCCAUCUGCACUGACUUAAACAGAACAUUUCCCGAUAAUGUGCAGUUUCGGAAGACAUCGAACCCUUGUCUGCAGAAGGCUUUAUACAAUGUACUACGGGCUUAUGCUCACCACAAUGCUGCUGUGGGUUACUGUCAGGGUAUGAAUUUUAUAGCUGGCUAUUUGCUUAUUGUCACAAAAGAUGAAGAAAAGUCUUUCUGGCUGAUGGAUGCACUCCUUGGCAGAAUCUUACCAGACUACUACAGUCCGGCCAUGCUCGGCUUGAAGAUAGACCAGGAGGUUUUGGGGGAGCUGGUGAGAGUCAAGUCCCCAAGAGUGUGGAAGGCUAUGGUGGAUAAUAACGUCAUGUGGACUCUUGUGGCGUCUCGAUGGUUCAUCUGUCUCUUCAUAGACAUUCUGCCUGUGGAGACAGUCUUAAGAAUUUGGGAUUGUCUGUUCUAUGAAGGCUCGAAAAUCCUGUUCCGUGUUGCGCUGACACUGAUUCAUCACCACAGAGUUGUAAUUGAACAAGGCCAGUCCCUGCCAGACAUCUGCCAAAUCUUCAAACAGAUCACACGUGGACCAUUUGUGGAGGAAUGCCACCCUUUCAUGCAGAAAAUCUUCACUGAGCCUGGAAGUCUCUCCAUUGCAACGUUGACUAAGCUCAGAGCAGCGUGUCGAGCGCGUAUCAUUUCUGAGGAGAAAAAAUGAUUUUUUUUUUCUCCUUCUUUUUUAAAUAUUCCACUGGAAGAAGGACCAAACAACUUGAUGUACCUUAACCUCCAUGUCUUGUCUUUAACACCAUUUCACUACUAUUAAAACCUAAAUGUAAAAAUAUGAUAAUGUUAUAUUGAUAGCUGUCAUUGUUUAUUCAUAGUUGAGACUUUCUUCUUUGUUAGCAUGUACUGUAAGCACAUCCAAGUGACAGACCCAAUCAAUUUUUUUUGGUUAUUCUUGUUAAAUUAUAAUUUCCUUUUUUUGGGGAGGGGGGUUGAUGAAAUGAUAACUGACACUGUGUGUGCAAAAUGAAUGUGAACUGUAAAAUGUCCCAUAAAUUUCAGGAUCUUA